AUGUUGCGACGACGGAAGAUUUUCACAAACUAUACUGAAAUUCCAACUCAUUUACCACAAUCUCCCAGUCCGCCACCGAUACAACAACAACAAGCUCACCAGCCCCACAGAACCAUUCAAGAGCAUCAACAACCAACACAUCAGCAUAGCAAUGGCCCACCGCUUCAACAUCGACCGCUUUUACAUGGCUUGUUGAGUGGAACGCACCUUUCGCAAGCGUCUUAUCACCGCGGUUACAGCUCUUCAAGUACAGGUUCAUUACCACCAUCGCCUGCAGACAGCGGUGUGUCUGAUGUAGAUAGUUCAAGUAGCGGCAAUGGUCAACCGAUUUGUAGCGACGAGAUAAAGGCACGUUUAGGCCUUUCGGGAACAACAGCAACAUCAAAUAAUCCGGGACAACAGCAAACGCAACUGCCACCACCUCCCGGAACAUUUUUACAUCCCAAUUUCUAUCAUCAAUCAGCUCCAUUGAGGAACUUGUGGAGUAAUAGGAAUGUUUCAUGUAAGUAG
Molecule: messenger RNA, 510 nt
Organism: Clunio marinus
Lineage: Eukaryota; Metazoa; Arthropoda; Insecta; Diptera; Chironomidae
Source: the annotation of a GenBank genome assembly